Messenger RNA from Corylus avellana, 1469 nucleotides. Its product is annotated as Zinc finger C-x8-C-x5-C-x3-H type family protein. The record is from RefSeq and is a predicted model, not a curated record. Lineage: Eukaryota; Viridiplantae; Streptophyta; Magnoliopsida; Fagales; Betulaceae. Gene Ontology annotation, molecular function: metal ion binding; mRNA binding.
CUCGCUUCCCACAGAAUUCCUCUCUCUCUCUCUCUCUCUCUCUAAAACCAGAGAAAGAGGUUCUCUGCUAUUUGCUGCUUCAGCAAUACUCAAGAGCUCAAAAUGCAAAAGGACCAAGCGGCCUCCACCGCCCAUGGCGGACACACCAGUGACACCACCACAAGCAUCAGAUCCUCCCCAUUCAAGUGCCAACUUCAUACAGACGGCGUCGGAUACACCUCCCUCUACUCCCCUAUCUUCCCUACCAAAUCCUCCCUCUCCGUGUCCCCCUACUCAGACUCAGGCUUCUCCGACUCGAGCUCAACGGUCAUAUCCAACCACCUCUACCACUCCCGCUCCGUACAGGAGCACCAGGAGAUCGUGAAUCGCCAUUCUCUCUGCCUCACUCACCUCCACGAGGCCACCAUUGAAGCCGAGGCCCUCCGCCGCGAGAACACGCACCUCCGCGCCGUGAACUGCGAGCUCAACAAGUACCUGAGCCUCUUCAUCAGGCUCGGCUCACCCUCCGCCGACUACACGGCACCGUUUGGGCUUCCAGAGGCGUUUCGCGGUCUGAGUAUUGGGGACGAGGGGAGUUCUGCUUGGGAUGACGUGGCGGAUGGGAGCCCAACGAGCGUGAUCGAGAGCGGAAGAGUCCAGAAUGUUGAGGUGGAAAGGAAGCGAUUCUCGUUGCCCAAGAGUAUCUCUGUGAGGUCCAGUGGUUACUUGAAGACGGCAACUCAGGCUAGUGCUAGAGGUGGAGGCGUAACUCGGGGAGCGACUCGGUUUCCCACUACGAGUCCACUCAACGUUACGCAAAAGGUGUACGUGCCUGGAGGGAAGAAAGAGGAGGAGGCACUUGAACUAGAAGUGUACAACCAAGGCAUGUUCAAGACGGAGCUGUGUAACAAAUGGCAGGAGAUCGGUUCGUGCCCUUACGGAGAUCAGUGCCAGUUCGCUCAUGGCGUGGAGGAGCUCCGCCCAGUCCUCCGCCACCCACGCUACAAGACCGAGGUCUGCAGGAUGGUCCUUGCUGGCGUUGUCUGCCCCUACGGUCAUCGAUGCCACUUCCGCCAUGCGCUCAGUGAGCAGGAGAGAGCCAUGGGUCUGCUUAUGCAAAAGGCAAUAAAGCUGGACAGGUAAACAACAUUAUCGCACGAAAAUAAAUGAAGAGAAUGGUGAGAGAAACUGUGAUGUAUGAGUAAAGCGGAGAUCGAUCGAUGUUUAUAAAGCGUAAGAUGGAGAAUGGUACAUAGUAAUAAUACUCAAGAUGUAGCAAGUAACACAUGGACAUACAUACGAUAAGAAUAAUUAGCUAGUGUGAUAAACUAGAAUGAGUAAAUUUUUUGGGAGGCUUUAAUUUCUGGCCCGGCCGGAAGGUGAUCAAGUUUGGAACUUGGAAGACGGUUCUGUAGAGAGAUGUGCUCUUCUUUUAUAAGCAUUCCAUUUUGUUCUAUUGAAAAAUGACAUACUGAAACCUCAUACUUCAA